UCGCAAAACAUAACAUGGUAUUUCGUGAUCCCCCUCUGUGUUUAGAUAAUGGAAGUAGUUAAUACUUCUUUAUAUUCAUAACUCUCAAUCUGAGAUGAACGGUGUGGGGAAGUUCAACAUUAUUAUUUAUAUAUAAGAGGAGACUAGUGUUGUUUUUUUUAUGGCGCAUGUGAUUAUUUAAGCGCCAUUCGGCAAUGGAAAUUAAUUUUGUUUGGAAUAGAGAUACAUCAAGAUGUAUUUUAUAUUUUCAAACAUCAUUGGCUGUCGGUAUAUUUUGUUUACUUCCUCAUAUCGAAAGAAUUGGUCUUCGUUUCCUUUACCAUUCUGGAAUUAGAUUUUAGCAGAAGAGCAUUGAUGGAAAAAGACACUACUUCAACAUUUCGUAGAGAUUUCUUGCUGAAUUUGGGCACUUAAUAAAAUAGAGUGAACAAAUUGCUGGGUAGUGUUAAGUGUCUGCGAGCGUUAAACGACCUCUUUCAUCAAUACCUGUUUUGAUCAGUGACGAUCAGUUAAACAAUAUACCGCCAUAACAUGACAGCGUUUCAGUGACAGAUUAAACCAACACUACUUGCGUGCCAUGCUAUUUGUACAGGGUGCCUAUGCUGGCACCUGGAUUAAUGGACCCUUCUCUCUACCUGUCCCCAGUUUGUUUGGUUUAAUACACACAUUCAUAACUUUCUAAUGGAAGAUUUCUCAAUCAUCGAUAAUGUAAUCAUGCAAACCCUUUGAAAAAAUUGAAGCAUGGAUGUUAUGGACUCUGUUCUAUUGAUAGCGGGAUUUGUAAUCCUGAUAACCCAUGAUUCCUGUCUAUCGGAAGUUUAUGUGAAAGAAGCUGGACAACGAAUUGUGGAAAUCAAACAGGGUCAAGUAAGGGGUCGUGUUAUUGGCUAUCCCAAAGAUCCCACGUUCAAGGAAGUAGAGGAGUUCGCAGGAAUAAGGUAUGCUUCAUUGAGAGGAGGUAGGACAAGAUUUAUGCCACCAGCCUCAGUGGUGAGAAAGUGGCAAUAUGUACAUGACGCAUCACAUGUCAGUGAGGUAUGUCCACAAAGCAGACGACCACCCUCCCCUCGAUACCCAGAGGGCCACAGAGAACAAAUUCGUCGCAGGAUGUUCCAUACCAACUACAGUCAAGAGGACUGUCUGACCCUCAAUCUAUAUGCUCCAAUUCAAGAAAAGGACAAUUCUUCUCCGUUCCCGGUAAUGGUAUUCAUACACGGAGAAUCGUAUGACAUAGGAACCGGAAAUGCCUACGAGGGAAGCGUGUUGGCUAGCUACGGCAAGGUCAUUGUGAUCACAGUAAAUUACCGCCUCGGAGUUUUAGGUUUCCUCGGGACUGGCCACCCUAAUGCCAAUGGAAAUCAGGCUUUGCUUGACCUACUGGCAGUCUUGACUUGGAUCAAAGAGAAUAUUGCAUCCUUUGAUGGUGACCCAAACCGAGUUACCUUGUUUGGUCAUGGACAUGGCGCCGCCUUAGUGAAUUUCCUCCUCUUUGUGCAAACAGUCAAAAGAGAGAACCUUUUCCACCGCGCAAUCUUGAUGAGUGGUUCCGCCGGAAGUUCUUGGUCUCAGUCCGUUGAUCCUCUCGCUUGUGCCCAAAAACUGGCAGUCAACGUCAACUGUAGCAAAUAUAUUAAUGAAUCUGCUAAACUAAUACAGUGUUUCAAAAAUAAAACUACAGAAGAACUUGUGAACAAUGCCCCAAUACCACCGAAAUACUUUUCCUGUUUUGCUCCUUCAACAGAAAUCGGUACCUUCUUUAGAGGCUCAUUAGAGAGUAUGUUGAGAGACAAAAAUUCACAUGCUUUUUCAAAAAUCCCUGUUAUGUUUGGUGUCACUAAAAACGAGGCUUAUUCAUAUUUAAAACAGGAAGAACUCAUACAUGGAAUCUCAGAAUUUCGAAAGACACAAAUUUUGAGGACCUAUGUGCAAAAUGUAUUUAAGUACCACCGUCAGAAGAUCUUUGAAAUUUUGGAUCACGAGUAUUCCGAUUGGACAAAACUACAGGACAAUAAAACGCGAAGGGAUAACGUUAUGGAAAUGAUCAGCGAUGGUCAGUAUGUGGCUCCGAUUGUGAAAAUGGCCAGAGAACAUGCGGAGACAAAUGCAGGAACAUACUUCUACUCGUUUGGAUAUUCUACAAACUCUGAAAGCAAGAAUUUUCCCGAGUGGUCCAGUGGAGUCUUUGGAGAUGAAUUACCGUACGUCUUUGGCGCACCACUUGUCGAUGGUAUAUCACCUUUUCCUUCCGAGUACACGAAAAAUGAAAAACGCCUUAGUGCUUCCAUUAUGAGAUUCUGGACAAACUUUGCCAAGUCGGGAAAUCCUAAUACGCCUGUUAAAGAAACAAUAUUUGAGAAGGACAAAUUUUCAGAUAUAGAGUGGCCGAAAUAUGACCUUAAAAAGCAGCAAUACCUUCAAAUUGGUAAACGCCCUCAGGUUAAACAUCAUUACCGCGGGAAACAACUGGCCACGUGGUUGGAUCUUAUUCCAAAGAUAAACCGCGAAGACAUCAAAAAUGGUGAAAAAACAGACUCGGCUGAACACAAUUUGUUGGAUCCCAGAAAUGACUCGACAUUUGACGAGCCCCAGCGUCUAAUUACCAGAUUUCACCGCUUGUUUCCGGCCCCUCCCCCCACUUCCCCUCCUCCACCAAAGGACACACCUUAUGAACCUAAUACAUCAUCUGAAAAUGUAUCUGAAAAUUAUGAACCAAAAAUUUUUGUAACAGGGGGAGAUAACAUGGCAACUUCCAUUCUCCCACCUGUUUCUGACUCCCGGGAGGCGGAAUCUUUAGCUAGGAGUUCCGUCCCUUUAAGUAUAACAGUUGCUGUAGGUUGUUCAUUGUUGUUUUUAAAUAUUUUGUUUUUUGCCGGUGUAUAUUAUCAGAGAGACCGCAUUAAGAAGCUCAAGCGUGCCAAAGGAAUUUGUGAGACAGAGCUUAGAACCCCAAAGAAAAACGGAAAUAAUGGGGCUGACACUAAUCGACAAGAAACAUCGAGUUUAAUGACGUCACAAUCGGUGCAACAACAAAAUCAGUUGACACCUAUGAAAACAGUGAAUGAAAGACCUGAGGUUCAAGGGAACCCAAUAUAUGCUGCCAUAUCAAAAUCAUCAGACCAUUCAUCAGAUAAAUACUCAUACUCUCCAGUUCCAACAGACUCUUCGUCUCCGAUGCAUAGGCAUCGGGAUCGGAAUCCUCAUUCUCAUACAAAUAAUGUUCAAUCUCCAUAUAAAGGUGUGAGUACAUUUUCCUCUGGACGACCCCCAGACAGGUCCCCUAAGGCUGACAGAAAUGCUUACAAAAAUAAUGAUAGACUCCAAUCAAAGUCUAACAAAGAUAACCCGUCUUCGAAUUCAAGUAAUGCAAUUACUGUUGUUUAGCAUCUUUCAUGUUAUGGUGUUUGAUUGUUUCGGAUGCGUGUGAAUUGAGAAUUGGAAGAAGAGUAAAUGCGUUAUUUAUCGAAGUGUUAUCAUAAUGGUUAAAAGAAUGCGUGUUUAAAUAGAUAUAUUUUACCACUAAUUGGCUUAUCCCAUCUUUUUAUUGCCGUCCCUUUUUGUGGGACGUUCUUAAGCAUUACACCGCAUGUGUUUAAGUAUACAUAAGGGAAAAUACUCUGAUUUUAUAAUAUUAACUUUGAACAUUAUGAACAAAAUCGUAUUUUUCGGAUGAAAUAAUUGUAAAAUUGAUGAAGUGUUUUAAAAGCUGAAAGAAAUCAUUAUAAUUGAUUCGAAGAUAUUUUCAUUAUAAAGAAUUUAUGUGUUUUUGUACUGUAUUUUCAAAUUCAUAAAAUGUAUUGUGUAUGACUUCAUGUACAUGUACCUUCCGAGAGUGAAUUUAAAGCUUUUCUUGGUGUGAAUAAUAAUGUUGUUAUUUUGCAAGAAAUUAGAUUUAUAGAAAAUAAAAUCUUCUCAGAA
Messenger RNA from Saccostrea echinata, 3915 nucleotides. RefSeq names its product neuroligin-2-like. Bases 742 to 3381 code for a protein of 879 amino acids. Gene Ontology annotation, biological process: presynaptic membrane assembly; synaptic vesicle endocytosis; modulation of chemical synaptic transmission. Gene Ontology annotation, cellular component: synapse; cell surface. Gene Ontology annotation, molecular function: signaling receptor activity; neurexin family protein binding. The record is from RefSeq and is a predicted model, not a curated record. The transcript has 6 exons. Lineage: Eukaryota; Metazoa; Mollusca; Bivalvia; Ostreida; Ostreidae.